Messenger RNA from Amborella trichopoda, 2384 nucleotides. It is a transcript of the gene HOS15, whose product is annotated as WD-40 repeat family protein. Gene Ontology annotation, cellular component: histone deacetylase complex. The record is from RefSeq and is a predicted model, not a curated record. Gene Ontology annotation, biological process: regulation of transcription by RNA polymerase II. Lineage: Eukaryota; Viridiplantae; Streptophyta; Magnoliopsida; Amborellales; Amborellaceae. Gene Ontology annotation, molecular function: transcription corepressor activity; protein binding.
GUUCUGUUUGCGCCCUGUUUUUGUUACCCCUCUCUCUCUCUCUCUCUCUCUCUCGGAGUUGCAGGUUUUGGGGGAAACACCGAAACUAAGUUGGAGAAGCGUCCUCUUCCCAUUCCCCUCCUUGGAAACUCUCUAAGGCGCCUCGUUUAAUAUCUCCCUCCUUUUCGCUUGACUCGUCUUAUUUAUGCUCAGAUUGGCCAUGAGCUUCUGCUUUAUAUCGGAGAAGAACUGGUUUGGGUUCAACCACACUGAUGGCCAUGAUUACUUCCGUUGAGCUCAAUUACCUUGUUUUUCGAUACCUUCACGAAUCAGGUUUCGUACAUUCAGCAUUUGCUCUUGGAUAUGAAGCUGGGAUUAAUAAAAGUACUAUAGAUGGAAAUUUAGUUCCACCUGGUGCUCUUGUAACUUUUGUUCAGAAAGGACUACAAUAUCUGGAGUUGGAAGCCAAUCUAAGCAACAGUGAUACAGAUGUUGAUGAUGACUUCUCUUUUCUGCAACCAUUGGAUCUUAUUACGAAAAAUGUCUAUGAGUUGCGACAAAUUAUAAAGGAGAAGAAAGAAAAUCUUCAGAAAGAUAAAGAGAAGGAGAAAGAGAAAGAAUAUGAUCAUGAGCAUGAACGUGAACGUGAACAUGUACGUGUAAGGGAGCGAGAUAGACAAGAGAGAGAGAAGGAGUUCGAGAGAGAACGAGAAAGGGAGAGAGAGCGUUUGGAGAAGGAACGUGUCAAGGAAAAGGAAAAGGAAAAGGAAAAGGAAAAGGAAAAAGAGAAGCAACAUGAAGAAUACAUUGAUAAGGAACUGGGCAAAGAUCGAGAAGAGAAACCCAAAACUAAACCCGAGGAGCAUGAAAAUGGUGGAGGACCUGAGCCUAUGGAUAUAUCUACUUCCUUUCCUUCAACCUGCGAGAUAGCCAGUUCUGACGUGACUAUUUUAGAAGGACAUACCUCCGAGGUAUUUGCUUGUGCCUGGAGUCCCACGGGAUCACUUUUAGCGUCAGGGUCUGGAGACUCAACUGCUCGAAUUUGGACAAUUUCAGAUGGCCCCUGUAGUGCUACUACACAAAGUGGGCCUUCCAAAUCGCUGGUUUUGAAGCAUUUCAAAGGACGAACUAAUGAAAAGAGCAAGGAUGUCACAACACUUGAUUGGAAUGCUGAGGGGACCCUUCUAGCUACAGGUUCUUAUGAUGGUCACGCAAGAAUUUGGACUAGAGAUGGAGAGCUGAAGAAUACAUUAACAAAGCACAAAGGUCCCAUAUUUUCCUUGAAGUGGAACAAGAAAGGUGACAGUCUAUUGAGUGGAAGCGUUGAUAAAACAGCUAUUGUCUGGGAUGUGAGGAGUGGGGAGUGGAAGCAACAAUUUGAGUAUCAUUCAGCAGCUCCAACCCUUGAUGUUGAUUGGCGCAACAAUGUUUCAUUUGCAACAUGUUCGACAGACAGCAUGAUUUAUGUUUGCAAGAUAGGAGAGAGAGCUCCUAUUAAGAUUUUCUCAGGCCACCAGGGUGAAGUGAAUGCCAUAAAAUGGGAUCCUACAGGCUCGUUAUUGGCUUCUUGCUCUGAUGAUUUCACUGCAAAGAUCUGGAGUUUGAAGCAGGAUAAAUGCUUACAUGAUCUAAGAGAGCACACAAAGGAAAUAUAUACUAUUAAAUGGAGCCCUACUGGCCAAGGUACCAACAAUCCCAAUCAGCAAUUGUUAUUAGCGAGUGCUUCAUUUGACUCGACGGUGAAGCUGUGGGAUGUGGAGCAAGGUGUUAUGCUGUCCAGCUUGAAUGGUCACAAAGAACCUGUGUAUUCAGUUGCAUUCAGCCCGAGUGGAGAGUUUCUGGCAAGCGGGUCGUUCGACAAAUGCAUACACAUCUGGUCCGUGAAGGAUGGGAGGCUUGUGAAGACUUACACAGGAAGUGGAGGGAUAUUUGAAGUGUGUUGGAACAAGGAGGGCGACAAGGUUGCCGCUUGCUUCUCCAACAGUACAGUCUGUGUUCUGGACAUCAGAAUGUAGAGAUUUGUGUAUGGCUAGCCCAUCCCCCAUCAAUUAUGUCCUGUGGUUUACCAGUUCCAUAAGAUUAUGCUCCAUUGGGAGGUUUCGCCUAGGUCAAUGGUGAUGGUGAUCUAGCACUUGGGGCACUAGUUAUUGUUUGUGUACCCCAUUAUGUAAAAUAUUGCCAUGCACAAUCACUGCAUUUGAUGUUAGUGUGCGCUCAAGAUUUGGUUCCACUAGCAAUCCAUGGAAAUCUCGUGUAAUGGCCCCUCUUCCUCAAGCCCAACUUUCAGGGAGAAAUUCGAUGUUUUAGAUAGUAGUUAAGACUAUGAGUGGUCCAUUAACCGCUCGUGUAGAUAACUGGGAGUUAUAUUUACUAAUAUUUAAUGUGUUUAUGGUUUUGACAGUAAA